ACUCCGCCUCGUGAACAGCUGACCUGGACGCGCCAGCGGCUGGAAUCAGGCAGUGUCGCUGAUUUUUCUGUGCCCGAGUUCAGAGACGCUCUCUGCCGUGACAGCGGGUGAGGGACUCGACCCGGCGGGGAGAGGCGGAGAAUUCUACCGUGAACCGUGCGGACAAACUGCGGAGCGGAGAGCAGGAAUCGCGCAGCAAAGCGGAGCCACACAAUGGUCAGACACUGCGGACUCGUGACAGCCCAGAACACCCCAGUUCCUCUGAAGAAGAUCUCGGUGCGAGUGGAGGUGAAGGGGUUUGUGGCCGAUGUGUCUGCAGACCUGGAGUACAGGAAUGAGGAGGCUGCUCCCCUGGAGGCCGUGUUCACAUUCCCUGUGGACAGCGAUUCUGCCGUCUACAACUUCCAAGCGACGGUGGACGGGAAGACGAUCGUGGCCGAGAUAAAGGACCGGGAACAGGCUCAGGACGCCUACGACGACGCCAUCUCCUCCGGCCAGGAGGCCUUCCUGCUCGAGGAGGACAGCAGUAGCAGUGACAUCUUCACCUGCAGGGUGGGCAACCUGCCCCCAGGCUGUGCGGUCACCGUCUCCUUCAGCCUGGCCCAGGAACUGCCCCUUGAGGCUGAUGGUGCCGUCCGCUUCACUCUGCCCGCUGUCCUAAACCCCCGGUACUCCCCUGCAGGCACCCAGGGUCCCUGUAUAACACAGGCCAGUGCCCCCACGGACAAGCCACUCUACACUUUGGAGCUGGAGGCUCAUUUCCACAGCCCACAUGGGAUCUCCCGGAUCCAAUCCAAUUGCCAAGUGACACCCGUGGAAUUCCUCAAUCCCGACAAGACGUCAGCCAAGCUCUCCCUGGUGAAGGGUCACGGCUUCGACAGGGACGUCGAGCUCUUGAUGUUCUCCCAGAAGGUCCAUGAACCGAGCGCCAUCCUCGAGGCAGGGCCGGGGUCUGCUGCUCCAGGGACCCUGAUGGCCGACCCCACUGUCAUGGUGAAUCUCUUCCCCCGGUUUCCCGAGGAUCUCCAGGACGUGCCGACAGGCGAGUUCAUUUUCCUCAUGGAUAGGUCGGGCAGCAUGGGAAUGUCGAUGUCUCACGGAAACUCCAGGUCCCGGAUCCAGUGUGCCAAGGACACGAUGCUCCUGCUCCUCAAGAGCCUUCCCAUGGGAUGUUUCUUCAACAUUUACGGAUUUGGGAGCCACUUCACCUCGUUCUUCCCGAAGAGUGUUGAGUACAAUCAGACCUCCAUGCAAGAAGCACUGUCUCAGCUGAAGGAGAUCGAUGCGGAUAUGGGUGGGACAGAGAUCCUGCAGCCCCUAUCGGCCAUCUACACAACACCCUGCGUGCCAGGACACCCGCGACAGCUCUUUGUGUUCACGGACGGUGAGGUAUCCAACACCAAGCAGGUGCUGGCUGAGGUUCAGAAGAACAGCCCCAGCCACAGGUGCUUUUCCUUCGGGAUUGGUGAGGGGGCCUCCACAGCGCUGAUCAAAGGCAUCGCCAAGGCGGCCAGCGGGAGUUACGAAUUCAUCACCGGGAAAGACAGGAUGGAGCCCAAGGUUCUCCGGACCCUGAAGUACGCCCUGCAACCCAGCGGGACAGGGGUGAGCCUCAGCUGGGACCUGCCCCCAGGGGUAGAGGCCGCUCUGCUGUCACCCCUUCCCAGCACGCUCUUCAACCAGCAGAAAACCAUCGUCUACACCCAGCUGAAGGGGCAGAUGGAUCCCGACCUGGAGUGUGGGGUGACACUGAAGUAUUCACUGGGGGAGCAGCCGGUACAAGCUGAGACCAGGUUCAGCCUGAGACCCAUCGAGUGCAGGAGCUCCUCUGUCCACCGUCUGGCAGCCAAGGCUCUGCUGGGAUCUCUGGAUCUCGGGUCGGACCGCGACACAGAGCAGGUGAAGAGGCGUCUGGUUGAGAUCAGCACCCAGGCCAACGUGGUCUGUUCGCGGACGGCCUUCAUCGCCAUCAACAAGGAGCUCGGCCAGGCCGUGCAGGGACCCCUUAUCCGCAGGGACGUCCCCCUCUUUGCAGCGAAUUUCGCGGCUCAUCAAAUAAUGAGAUGCCUAGGGGCUCCACUUCAACGACUCUGCGGGAGCUGCCCACCUCCUCCACCACCCCCUGCACCAAUGGGAAUACCUGUCAGCGGUUUUGCUCCUCAAAUGAUGAAAUUCAAAGGGGCUCAUCCUGGAAUCGCUUUCGGAGGUUUCCUGCCUCCUCCUGUCGGCGGUAUUGGGAGCUGCCCACCUCCUCCACCACCCCCUGCACCAAUGGAAAUACCUGUCAGCGGUUUUGAUGAGGACGAGUCACUCGGGCCCCCUGCCCCAGACGAGUCUCCGGUGCUGAAGCUGAUCGCGCUGCAGAACGCAGACGGAUCCUGGACUCCGGACCCCGGCCUGGAGUCACUGCUGGGCCUGAGCCCUGGCCAGGUCAGAGGAGGCCUGCCCCUGAAGGAUAUGGACCUCACUCUGUGGACAACCAUCUUGGCCGUGAUGUGGCUGAACGCCUUCGCUGCCGACUCCAAGGACGAGUGGGGUCUGCUGGUGACGAAGGCCCUGUCCUGGGUCCGGGCCCGAGCAGGUGCAGACCUCGUGGAGUGUGUGAAAGCAGGAAACCAGCUUCUGAAAACCUCUGUUCUUCCUGGGACGCUCGGACUGUGAGGGAAUUCUUGCUGAAUGCGUGUAUCUGACACGCUGUGGUCUCUGCCUGUGUCCCUGCCACUGUGGGCUGUACCACAGGGGCCGCCUUCUCUGAAUUGUAACUUUCUCAAAUCAAAGUAAUUCUCCUAUUCUCCGUAUUCUACCCUGAGAUUCGCUUUCUUGCAGCAUUUACAGGAUAGUUAACAUAUUCACUAGAAUUUAUGAAUAACUAUGCAUAAACAAAGACUGACAAAGAGACAACGUGUAAGAAAAGACAAACUGUGCUGUGAACAAUAAAUACCUUUGAGAGCA
This is a messenger RNA of Hypanus sabinus (Atlantic stingray), 2952 nucleotides long. RefSeq names its product von Willebrand factor A domain-containing protein 5A-like. NCBI's taxonomy places the organism in Eukaryota, Metazoa, Chordata, Chondrichthyes, Myliobatiformes, Dasyatidae. The coding region runs from base 214 to 2661 and encodes 815 amino acids. The record is from RefSeq and is a predicted model, not a curated record. The transcript is spliced from 22 exons.